Molecule: messenger RNA, 1486 nt
Organism: Zonotrichia albicollis (white-throated sparrow)
Lineage: Eukaryota; Metazoa; Chordata; Aves; Passeriformes; Passerellidae
Gene: NOG
Product: noggin
Biological process (GO): negative regulation of BMP signaling pathway; osteoblast differentiation; negative regulation of cell differentiation
Source: RefSeq, a predicted model, not a curated record
UGUGUUGUGUGUGUGGGUUUUAAGGGGGGUGGGGUGGGUUAGGAGAGAGUCUGUGGUUUCCAUGGAGAUGAAGCUGAAAGUGCAGGAAAUUUAAAGGCUUUGGGUCCUUGCAAAGCAGACAAACUGGUGCCAACGUGCGUGGCUGCUGUUGCUGCUGAGGAGGCUGCUUUGCAAACGGCGGAGAGGAGCGGGGAGGAAGAACCGGCAGCUACUUCUUCCACACGCACGGGCAGACAACGAGGAGCGGCAGCAACAAGCAGAAUUCGCAACAAAAAGAGGCAUCUCCCGUUCCCGGGAAGGGCGAGAAGAAGCAGCAGCAGCAGCAGAAUUUUGGAGCGGCUUCACCAGGAGAAAUUUUAUAGAGAAGCCUGCAAGAGAAGAGUGUUUGCAGGGGGCUUGUUCUCCGCGCUUAUCAGGGGGCUGUCUUUGCUGGUGGUGCGGCGAGUGGAGAUCGUGAUCCCCUUCAAAGACGAGCUAUUUUGGAUAUCCCCGUACAAGUUUUCUGAUGUAUUUGCUUGCACCUUCUUGCCUUGCUGCUUGGUGAAUCCAGCCCCCCUUUCCCCCUCCCCCCCCCACCGGUCUCCCAAGGAUGGAUCAUUCCCAGUGCCUUGUGACUAUAUACGCCUUGGUGGUUCUGCUGGGUCUCCGGCUAGAGCAGGGCGCCUGCCAGCACUAUCUGCACAUCCGACCGGCUCCCAGCGACAACUUGCCCUUGGUGGAUCUAAUCGAGCACCCGGACCCUAUCUUUGACCCCAAGGAGAAGGAUCUUAACGAGACCUUGCUAAGGAACCUCAUGGGCGGACACUUCGACCCCAACUUUAUGGCUGUUUCUUUGCCCGAGGACCGGCUCGGAGUGGACGAUCUAGCUGAGCUGGACUUGCUGCUCAGGCAAAGACCCUCGGGAGCGAUGCCCAGCGAAAUCAAAGGGCUGGAGUUCUACGACGGGCUGCAGCCGGGCAAGAAGCACAGGCUGAGCAAGAAGCUGCGCAGGAAGCUGCAGAUGUGGCUUUGGUCCCAGACCUUCUGCCCGGUCCUAUACACGUGGAACGAUCUCGGCAGCCGCUUUUGGCCCCGGUAUGUCAAAGUGGGCAGCUGCUACAGUAAAAGGUCUUGUUCAGUCCCCGAAGGCAUGGUUUGCAAACCUGCCAAGUCCGUGCAUUUAACGAUCCUGAGGUGGAGGUGCCAGCGCCGGGGCGGGCAGAGAUGCACAUGGAUACCCAUCCAGUACCCCAUCAUUUCGGAGUGUAAGUGCUCUUGCUAGGGCUGGCACUUCCUUCGCGCCCCUUCUCCAGCGGACUCACGUGGACCUUUGCUGCAACAGAAAUAAAAGACAUUUGCUUUCUGGUUAACGUUGUAAUGCACUGUAACGUGUAGGAGAAUGUAUAUUGUGUGUGUAUAUAUGGCACCGGUUUAAUAUACUAUUAAAAGGUCAGUAUUAUACGUGAAAUAAUCAGCGUCUACUGUAUUUUCAAGACUAUUACCCUGA